AUGCUGGGUCCGACCAAGCCGAGGCCAGACGGAACGCCAAAAGCCAAGAGACGGGCCAGGUUUAUUCACAAAUCGCCUCUUACCAUCCAGCCAAAGCACAAAUUUGAUUUCAAGACGCUGGAUGCGCACUCGCAAAGACACGAUGUACUGUUUGACAGUCCCAAACGGCCAGCCGCGCCAGAGGUCAAGGAUGAAGUGAUGGAGGACCUGGGAGCCAGCCCCAGUAAAGCACGUCAGAAGUUGAUCGAGAUUGCUGGCGUCAAGUCCGAGGAGGAUGCGGACAAAGCGAUGAGGGCAAUGGAGCGGGCUGAUGCCGGUGCGUCCAGGACCAAGUGGUAUUUCUUCAAUAAAGAGGACGACGGUCUAGGUGAGCCCGCUCCUUUUCCACAGAGGUGCGCAAAGGGGCCCUGGUCUUUCCUUGCCAAGGCGGAAACGCGAAACCGACACAUUUUGUCCGGGAUGCCCGCCAGCCUGGCAAUCACCGUUGGACUUCCGGACGAGCUAUACCUCUGGAUCUUAGACAUGGCCACUGUCGAACAGGUCAGCGUCCUCCGAGAGGAAUACCGCAGAAUCGCCGCGGCCAGCGCGAAGCAUGUCAAGCGGCUCGUCACGCCCCAGCGUCUCGAAGAAAUCUUGCGCAGGCUGGACGCCGCAGAUCAUGUCGGUGACGAGGUGCUUAAACCGGUCAGAGAAGUCCGAGACAUAUAUGCCGAUCGCAACUGGCAGCCUCUUCAGUCGUUCCUGGAAUGGCUGUAUUGGGUGGCAGCUCAGCUCAGCCACGACUCGAUGGUCUUCGCCGUCAAGAUGCUGCUCCGUAUGGCGGCUGACAGGGUGGUUCUCGAGAACGCGGAUAUCCUCACGCAUCAUCAGCAUGCCCUGGAGGGUUUGGUGAACUCGGUGGCGGACGAUGCCUGGGAUGGCUUUUGCUUCGAGAUCUGCUCGUCUCUCUAUCACGGAUUCGACAAGACGUCACUCCGGAUACUGCCGCUGCUCUGUAUGCCGGUUACCUCGCCAAAACUCCAUGAGCUACGGAGACGACUGGCGGUUGCGUUCUUCCUCCGGGACGCAGCGCUGGCCAGCGAGCACCCCGACGACGUCGUCUCUCUGCGUGUCAUCAUUGCCCGGGUAAAGGACAGUGACUUUCAGACCGGCCACAGAACUAACUACACCGAUCUGCAAGCCCUGGUGCAGCUCCUCGACAUGGCCGUGGAUGACGGCUCCUUUGUGCAUGGCAAGGACGACCGGGAGCAGGAAAAGGAGUUCAACGCAGAAGUUGACGAUCUUACGAAGCGCCUCAAGGCCAUCUGGCGCGGCAUCAACGACACCGGGGCCGCGAACCUGGCGCGCACAGAAGCCAAGAGCGUCCUCGAGUGGGUUGGGGAGCGCCUCAGCUACUCAGUGCGGACGAAGCGUCCGCCCACACAAAGCAUAUUUGACGACGAAGGACCGUCGUCGGCGAAGAAGAAGCGGCAGCAGGACUUCAUGCACAAGUUUGUCCACCCGAGGAAGAACAAGCCGGCUGGGGCAACAAACGCCAAGGUCGAAUUACCGUCGAGCGAGGACGACACAUUCGUGACGGCACUCGGUUAA
This is a messenger RNA of Colletotrichum graminicola M1.001, 1590 nucleotides long. RefSeq lists its product as uncharacterized. The record is from RefSeq and is a predicted model, not a curated record. NCBI's taxonomy places the organism in Eukaryota, Fungi, Ascomycota, Sordariomycetes, Glomerellales, Glomerellaceae. The transcript has 2 exons. The coding region runs from base 1 to 1590 and encodes 529 amino acids.